AUGGAAUGUAAUGGAAGGGUUAUCUGUGAAUUCGAACAAGGAUUUCAUUACACGUCACCAUUAUCAGACAAGAAAAUGCUUUUGUUUGAAUUAUAUGAUGUUGAUGAAAAUCGCGAACACCUUCAUGGUUUCAAAAAAUUCCUCACCGGAAAGAGAAAGCAUCAUAGUUCCACCAAGAUGAGGUUGGAAAUAAGCAUUGUAAGUGAUAAUGCAUCUUUACCAACACCAAAUUCAAGUACAGAAGAUGAGAACCCGAUGUUAGUUACGUAUUCUAAAGGAUUGAGCGGAGUAGCAUUACAUCAAGUUCUAGAUACGUGGAAAUCAACCUUCCAUUCGAGUUCAAACCUGGCUCGCGAUUAUGAAUAA
Messenger RNA from Funneliformis geosporum, 366 nucleotides. The record is from the annotation of a GenBank genome assembly. NCBI's taxonomy places the organism in Eukaryota, Fungi, Glomeromycota, Glomeromycetes, Glomerales, Glomeraceae.